Molecule: messenger RNA, 3003 nt
Organism: Huiozyma naganishii CBS 8797
Lineage: Eukaryota; Fungi; Ascomycota; Saccharomycetes; Saccharomycetales; Saccharomycetaceae
Gene: TTI1
Product: Tti1p
Exons: 1
Coding region: 1-3003 (1000 amino acids)
Biological process (GO): chromatin remodeling
Cellular component (GO): cytoplasm
Source: RefSeq, a predicted model, not a curated record
AUGUCGGAGCAGUUUCAGGAACUAAAACCGAUUUGCGUCGCCGUAUCAAAAUAUGCGUUUUUGCCACAGGAUGCCUUUGAUGGUGAGUCGAAAGAAUUAUUGAAACAUAUGAGGGAGUUGAACUCCACACUAGAAAAUAUUGAUGCACAGGGGAGUGAUAAUGGGAAACUAGUGGAAUACGUAUUCAUCCCCAUAUCUCAUAUAUUAAACCAAAGCCAAUUGGGCCGCCCACAAACAAAGGAAGUAUUAAGGACCCUCACACAGCUGUUCCGAAUUUACUGGCAACAUGAAGCACUCUUCAGUGAUAAGUUGGCUACACAGUUGUUCCCCAUACUCAAUUACCUGAUCAAAAAUCUUGACCAACCGCCGAAUUCACAGUCAAAAAUCGUAACAAUUGAUGCUCUCAGUAUUUUUUUUACUGCCCUUGGCAACCAGUCUUACGCUACCACGUUUUUCACAGACAAUGAUUUCCGACUCCUUUCGCACCUUACGGACGUCAUCCAAUUCAUACUGACGAUAUUGCUUGAAACUCCAGAAGAUCAUUCCUUACAGCUAAAAAUUUGCGGAAUUCUCUCCGAACUCUAUAGACGAUUACUUUCUCAUGAAGUGCUCUCAUAUGUUCUUCCAGGCAAUAUCUCUGUUCUGACCAAAGUACUUUGUAUUCCAGGUGUCAAUGUCAAUUAUAGAGUGAUUUGCAAGGUGAUUCAACUAUACGGCUAUCUUUUGAUGAACGUAUACGAUGAUUUAGAAUUGCAGACAACAGUUCCUGGCUUAGAAGAUGUAGCUGAAUUGGGGAAACAAGAAAUAACUGUUAGAAAACCAUUUAGACACAGAGACUCCAAAUGGCUCAAAGCAACGAGAGGCCAGAUAUUACUGGCGUUACAAAACUGCAUACCCGUGCUGAUAAAGAGAAAUAACUCAAAGAUCAAUGAAACCCUUGUACGCAUGAUAUCACAGACUUUAUCCAGCUGUGCUAAAUCAUUAAAUAAUUGCAUACCAUUGCUUAUCGAAACAUUACUAAAUUUGGGGGAGAGUCCGUCGGUCGAAUUGUACACUUACAGCGAUACAGUAUAUGAUAUCGCAAGAAAUAAGCUAGUCAUGCAAAUUCCACAUUCCUUACAAUUCCAUGUUGAACAAACGUUCAACUCAUUGCAAUAUGCCAUCAAAACAGGUCUAUCAAAUCAUCCAAAUAACAAUGUGCUUGUCAAAGAAGCACUAGAAGCUGUGGUAAAUGGACUUGACUCGUUAUUUUGUUCUCGGAUUAAGAAGCCAAACGAAAAAAUAUUAGUCCAGUCCAGUAAAGUGAUAUUGCAUGGUCUUAUCCUUGAGCCCAGUGAAAUGCAACUACUUCCUUCCAAUGUUAUAGACAAAAAACUAGAAUACAUCUUGGUCCAGUUUAUAUCGGAAAUUGGUCAAACAUUUCAGUCUGAUAGUGAAUUAGCUGAGACAAUUGACUAUUUACUUAACCAUGAGGGAAAUGACAAUAAUAGAAUAAGACAGAGCAUAUCUCUGUUUGUUUCGGCUACGCUGUUACAUAAAACUACAGUCACCGAUGACACAUCUCCUAUAGACGAAAUUCUAGUCACGGAUACUAGCGUAAUAACAAAAGAAGAAGCCAGUUACACCAUUCUAGAAUACAUUAGCGGCCUUUCCACCCUAGAAAAUGAGUUGACAGAUUUUUCGCGAUGUUGCAUAUUAUACUCACUAAACAUAAUGGCCCAAAAUCUUCAAGCGGAAUUUCAAACAGAGUUAAUUGACUUUCUUUAUCCAAUCGUGGAGGAUAUCAUUUCUUCGUCCCCGGCUGUACGUCAGUUUGCCACGAAUUGCGUUGUCACAUUAUCGAACGUAUUAUAUCAAGGCUCAAUCAAAGAGUUGAUAUUACAAAACGUAGAUUAUAUGAUUGAAUCUAUCUCUCAGAGGUUGAAUUUAGGCAUGACUGGUCAGGUAACUACUGUGCUAAUGCUCGUGUGCCAAAUGGCAGGCUAUGAAACAGUCCUUUCCUUUAAAGAUGUACUUGAAACAAUUUUCAAGCUCCUGGAUUACUACCACGGAUAUGACGACCUUUGCCAACAGAUAUUUCAGUUUUUUGAGGUUGUCACUGUAGAGAUGAAAAGAUUGUAUCUUCCAAACACUGAUGCAGUUUACAGACUUGGUGACCCUCACUCAAAUCAUAGUACAUUUAAACCUUGGGGUUUGACAACUGAGGAUCAAAUGGAACGGUUAAUAAACUCCGUGAAAACCCCGCCAACUGUGAUUGAUGAGGACCUUCCCUUGGGGGAGAACGAACCAGCCAAUUUUCAAGAGUAUUUCGAUGCCAAACUGAAAAUAAAGCAGGAGGAUAAAGAUAGUGACGAUGAAGCGGAUGACGAGGAGGAACAGCUGAAAAAUGGCCCUCCAAAAGUUGAAUGGAUAUCCCCGAUACCGCGAGAGUCGUACAGAACCUUGAUCCAAUUCAACCAGUACGGAGAGAGGCUGCUAACACACCCGUCAAAACCAUUAAAGAUACAAAUUCUGAAGGUUAUGAAAAUGGUUACGUCAAUGCUAUCUACUCAAUACGAUCUCUUACUUCCUCAAGUUGCGCAAGUGUGGGAUUCUGUAGUACGUUGCACCAGCGAUACCGACCAUUCGAUCGUAAACGCUGCCUGUGAAACGUUAAAAGAGAUAAUCGAUUACUCAGGGGACUUUAUCGCCAAACGAUUUCUCGAUCUAUGGCCAUAUUUGAAAAAGAACUGUGCUUUACUCAGGGAGACUCGAUACAAGGGUUCGUUUAGUGUUAGCAAUGCUGUCAUUCCCAAACGCAAUUUCCCUCCAGUUACCCAAAAUGCUCUAAUCAGUAUGUCAAAUAUGUUGCUAUCGGGAUUGCAGAAGACAGAAGUACAGUGGGAUGAGACAGAUGUCUUAGAUGUGAUACAAUGCUGCCUUUUGGUUGUCCCCUUGAGGCGAAUCGCGGAACAGUCGCUGUUCCUCAGUGACAUUUGCUGGUGCUUGUCACAUGAUACGUAA